This is a messenger RNA of Colias croceus (clouded yellow), 9341 nucleotides long. It is a transcript of the gene cac, whose product is annotated as voltage-dependent calcium channel type A subunit alpha-1. Gene Ontology annotation, cellular component: voltage-gated calcium channel complex; membrane. Gene Ontology annotation, biological process: calcium ion import across plasma membrane; chemical synaptic transmission. NCBI's taxonomy places the organism in Eukaryota, Metazoa, Arthropoda, Insecta, Lepidoptera, Pieridae. Gene Ontology annotation, molecular function: high voltage-gated calcium channel activity; calcium ion binding. The record is from RefSeq and is a predicted model, not a curated record.
CGCCGCCGCCGUCUACCACUUGUCCAACGAACGACACUAAACGUCAGCCUGAGAUCUUACAACCCUCCGCCCCUUUUCAUCCCAAACCUAACAAUUCUGUGCUUGAAUAGGAAACGUUUUGACAUUUAUCAGUAUAUUUGUAGUCGUUAAAUAACUAAAUUGUAUAUACUUAUCGGAAGUGUGUAGGUUUCAUUCAUGUAAUUCACUCGUAGGGGAUCGACAAUUGAUCCGUACCUAGCAACAGCGGUCCGCGGCGCUGGACGGACGUCUUUAAUCGAGUUAUACCUAAAUGCUUGGUGGUUUUAUUAUGGAAAUGGAGAUAAGACAGGCGAUAUUUCGUAAGGGAUUCAUUUAGUUGAAGGAGUGCGCCCGUGCUCCGUGCCGCGCCCAUGCCCCUAAGUCUGGUUGGCGGCAGCGCAGGAGGCGGCGGGCGCGCAGGCUCGCGCGGCGCCAGCUGAUACCAUGGGCGGCGCGCACCAGCCCGCUACUCCGGGGCCCAGCUCGCUCUUUAUAUUCUCCGACGAAAAUCCUAUACGGAGGUAUACAAAGUUCAUUAUCGAGUGGCCGCCUUUCGAGUACGCGGUGCUGCUCACCAUCAUCGCCAACUGCGUGGUGCUGGCGCUGGAGGAGCAUCUGCCAAACGGCGAUAAGACCAUCUUAGCACAGAAUCUGGAAAAGACCGAGGCGUACUUUUUAGGAAUAUUUUGUGUAGAAGCCUCGUUAAAAAUUUUAGCCUUAGGUUUUGUUUUACACAGGGGAUCGUAUCUUAGAAACAUUUGGAACAUAAUGGAUUUUUUCGUUGUAGUAACUGGUAUCAUCACGCAGAUGCCGGUGGUCGCGCCCGACGUCGACUUCAGGACCUUGCGUGCCAUUAGGGUGCUGAGGCCCCUUAAAUUAGUAUCGGGCGUUCCUAGUCUGCAAGUUGUGUUGAAGUCCAUCAUCAAGGCGAUGGCCCCGUUGCUACAGAUAGGCCUCUUGGUGCUUUUCGCAAUUGUCAUAUUCGCCAUUAUUGGCCUCGAGUUUUAUUCUGGGGCUCUCCAUAAGACUUGCUAUAGUUUAGAAGAUAUUAAUGAAAUAGUGAACGACGGCGACAGCCCAACGCCGUGCAACGCGGACAACGAGACGCUGGCCCCGUACGGCGCGCACGUGUGCACGUACGACAAGAGCACGUGCCUCGAGAAGUGGGAGGGGCCCAACCGCGGCAUCACGUCCUUCGACAACAUCGGCUUCGCUAUGCUCACCGUCUUCCAGUGCAUCACUAUGGAGGGCUGGACUGCUAUACUAUAUUGGACGAAUGACGCAUUAGGUAGUACGUUCAACUGGAUUUACUUUGUGCCUCUCAUAGUAUUGGGUUCAUUCUUUAUGCUCAACUUAGUUCUCGGUGUUCUUAGCGGUGAGUUUGCUAAAGAAAGAGAGAAAGUAGAAAAUAGACAAGAAUUUCUUAAAAUAAGAAGACAGCAAAUGCUAGAGAGAGAACUCAACGGUUAUGUUGAGUGGAUUUGUAAAGCAGAGGAAGUAAUAUUAGCAGAAGAAAGAACAACAGAAGAAGAAAGGAUGCAUAUAAUUGAAGCUCGAAGAAGAGCAGCAGCAAAGAAAAAGUUAAAAAAUCUAGGAAAAAGUAAAAGUACAGAUACAGAAGAGGAAGAACAGGAUGAAGAUUGUGGAGAUGACGGGUUUUUGAAAAGCAAAACGCGAUCAGCGGGCAAGUGUGCGGACUUCUGGAGAGCGGAAAAAAGGUUUCGCUUCUGGAUCCGGCACACUGUUAAGACGCAGUGGUUCUAUUGGUUCGUCAUCGUGUUGGUGCUCUUCAAUACAAUAUGCGUAGCUGUCGAGCACUAUAGGCAACCUAAGUGGCUUACUUCGUUUUUAUACUAUGCCGAAUUUGUGUUCUUGGGAUUAUUUAUGAUGGAGAUGUGGGUAAAAAUGUAUGCUUUAGGUCCUCGUAUUUACUUCGAAUCAUCGUUCAACCGCUUCGAUUGUGUUGUCAUUUCGGGCUCCAUUUUCGAAGUAGUCUGGUCCGAAGUAAAGGGAGGAUCAUUUGGUCUGUCAGUCCUUAGGGCUUUAAGGUUGUUAAGGAUAUUUAAGGUCACAAAAUAUUGGUCGUCUCUUCGUAACCUUGUGAUAUCUCUUCUAAACUCAAUGAGAUCUAUCAUCUCUCUAUUGUUUCUCCUAUUCUUGUUCAUUCUUAUAUUUGCACUUCUCGGAAUGCAGUUAUUUGGUGGACAGUUUAAUUUCGAAGAAGGAACACCACCCACCAACUUCAAUACAUUCCCAAUUGCUUUACUCACUGUCUUCCAGAUCUUAACAGGGGAGGAUUGGAACGAAGUAAUGUAUUUUGGUAUCCAAUCUCAAGGAGGUAUUCAAAAGGGGAUGUUGUAUUCGUUAUAUUUUGUCAUCCUUGUACUGUUCGGGAACUAUACGCUGCUAAACGUGUUCCUUGCUAUCGCUGUUGAUAACUUGGCCAAUGCUCAGGAAUUGACCGCAGCUGAGGAGGAACAGGGCGAGGAGGACAAGGAGAAACAAUCUCAGAAGGAAGAUGCCAAAAAAGAGGAUGAGGAAGUACCAGAUGGACCAAAACCAAUGCUGCCAUAUUCGUCCAUGUUUAUUUUGUCACCUACGAAUCCAAUUAGACGAGGCGCACACUGGAUUGUAAAUUUAAGAUAUUUUGAUUUUUUUAUCAUGGUAGUUAUAUGUAUGAGUUCCGUGGCGUUAGCAGCAGAGGAUCCCGUAGUUGAAGAUAGUGACAGAAACAAAGUACUAAACUACUUCGACUACGCGUUCACGGGCGUGUUCACCGUGGAGAUGCUGCUGAAGAUCGUGGACCUCGGCAUCCUGUUCCACCCGGGCGCGUACCUGCGCGACCUGUGGAACAUCAUGGACGCCGCCGUCGUUAUAUGCGCCCUUGUCAGCUUCGGUUUUGAGAUCGGAGGCAUAAAGAAAGGGGCGGGGCAGAAUCUGUCCACAAUAAAGUCGUUAAGAGUGUUAAGAGUGCUCAGACCUUUAAAAACUAUUAAACGUGUUCCCAAGUUAAAAGCAGUGUUUGACUGUGUUGUGAACUCUUUGAAAAAUGUCAUAAACAUUCUCAUUGUGUAUAUAUUAUUUCAAUUCAUAUUCGCUGUAAUUGCAGUUCAACUUUUUAAUGGUAAAUUUUUUCACUGCAACGAUAUUAGUAAGAAUACUUUUGAAGACUGCCAAGGGUCGUAUUUCGAAUACGAGUCGAACAGCCUGCUGCCGCGCGUGAGCAAGCGCCAGUGGACGACGCAAUCGUUCCACUACGACAACGUCGCAAGCGCCAUGCUCACGCUCUUCGCGGUGCAGACUGGGGAGGGGUGGCCGCAAGUAUUACAAAAUUCGAUGGCCGCCACGUACGAAGAUCGGGGACCUAUACAAAAUUUUCGAAUAGAAAUGUCCAUAUUUUAUAUAGUUUACUUUGUGGUGUUUCCGUUCUUCUUCGUUAACAUAUUCGUAGCUUUGAUUAUUAUUACGUUUCAAGAACAGGGUGAAGCUGAAUUGCAAGAUGGCGAAAUAGAUAAAAAUCAGAAAUCGUGUAUAGAUUUCACAAUAGAAGCGCGACCUCUAGAGAGGUAUAUGCCAAGUAAACGGGGGAGUAUUAAGUACAAAGUGUGGAGAAUAGUUGUCUCCACGCCUUUCGAGUAUUUCAUCAUGGCGCUAAUUGUUCUCAACACAUUAUUGCUUAUGAUGAAGUACUAUAACCAAAAUGACCUCUACGCGGAUAUCCUAAAGUAUUCAAAUAUGGGGUUCACUGGUAUGUUUUCCGUGGAAACUGUGUUGAAAAUCAUCGCUUACGGUGUCAAAAAUUUUUUCAAAGACCCAUGGAAUACAUUUGAUUUCAUAACGGUCAUUGGGAGUAUAAUUGAUGCCCUAAUCAUGGAAUUCGGCGAAAACACGUUCAACGUUGGUUUCCUCCGCCUGUUCCGAGCCGCGCGACUGAUCAAGCUGCUCCGACAGGGCUAUACCAUCCGAAUACUUCUCUGGACAUUCGUGCAGAGUUUCAAAGCCUUACCCUAUGUGUGCCUUCUCAUCGCGAUGUUAUUUUUCAUCUAUGCCAUCAUUGGAAUGCAGGUGUUUGGAAAUAUAGAAUUAGCAGCAGAGUCUGAUAUGAAUAGACACAAUAAUUUUCGGAGUUUCAUCCAAGCUCUUAUGUUAUUAUUUAGAUGUGCAACGGGAGAAUCUUGGCCAAAUAUUAUGUUGGCGUGUCUCAAACCUGCCAAAUGUGAUAGGGAAGCCGGAAAACCACCGAGCGAAGUGUGCGGAAGCACACUCGCCUACGCAUAUUUUGUAUCCUUCAUUUUCUUCUGUUCGUUUCUGAUGUUGAACUUGUUCGUUGCCGUCAUUAUGGAUAAUUUCGACUACUUGACAAGAGAUUCUUCAAUCCUCGGAGCCCAUCAUCUUGACGAGUUCGUUAGGAUAUGGGCUGAAUACGAUCCAAAUGCAACGGGGAAAAUACAUUAUACAGAGAUGUAUGAUAUGUUAAAAAACAUGGAUCCACCACUUGGGUUCGGUAACAAAUGUCCCAAUAGAUUAGCAUAUAAAAAAUUAAUUAGGAUGAAUAUGCCACUAGACGAAGAAGGGAAAGUAAAUUUUACAACAACACUUUUCGCGUUGAUUCGCGAAAAUUUGAGUAUAAAAAUGAGAUCAGCGGAAGAAAUGGACCAAGCCGACGAAGAACUUAGGGAAACAAUAACCCGCAUUUGGCCGCUCCAAGCGAAGAAAAUGCUUGACUUGCUGGUGCCUCGUAGUGAUGUUCUCAAUGCUGGAAAACUUACUGUGGGCAAAAUAUACGCAGGACUUCUGAUCCUGGAGAGUUGGAGAUCGACUAGGUUUGGCCAGACUGAACCACAGGGCGUUCCGGUCUUGGAGUUGCAGGAUGUGGGAUCACACCACGCCUCAAUGGAAUCUCUAGAUGAGGGCAGGUUACAAGCACCUCAUGCGUAUCAAAAUGGUCACCACGGCAGAUCAUCUAGUUUAAGACGUACACCAAGUCCGAGAAGGCGGCAUUACGGGGGCUACCAUCACGAAAUCGGCUUCUCCGACACAGUGAAUAAUGUCGUGGAAAUAGUGAAACACGAACACCACAGGCACGGACGUCCACACAGGGCUCCACAUCAUUACCAUCCACAUGCAGGGAAGGAGUGGAGGGCGCCCUAUCCUACGACCAGCCUGAGCCUGCCCUCGCGGUCGCCCAGCCCGCCACACCACACCUACGUCUGGGCAUCCAUAGGUGGCGACCGGGAGCGGGACCGCGAGCGCGAGUGGCGCGAGUGGCGCGACCGCUCGUGGGAGCGCGAGGGCGCGCGCCGCGGCCGCGGCCGCCAGCUGCCGCCCACGCCCACCAAGCCGUCCACCUUACAGGUCAAGCAGCAGCCGCCGUUCACCAGAAUUAGCCACAGCCCGUCGCACUUAUCGUUAAGGCCCACUGUGCGAGAACCUUUAGAGCCUUUACACGAUGAGUACGAAUAUGGCCGGGAAGUUGAAAGACUGAUACACCGAGAUUAUAGAUCUAGGGAGAGGCGCGGCUGGGGCUACGAAGCGGAGCGUGGAGCGCGGAGCUAUGAGGCGCCGCUGAGCUACGAGGCGGCGCUGGCGAUGGGGCGCGGCGGCGGCGCGGGCGCGGCGGGCGCGGCGGGCGCGGCGGGCGCGGCGCGCGGCUGCCCAACGGGUACAAGCCGCGCGCGCGGCACUCCGACUCGGACGAGGACGACUGGUGCUAGCGCUCGCGCCGCGCGCGCUCGCAGCGGGACGUGCGCGCGCCCGCCCCCGCCCCCGCCCCCGCCGCCCGCAGCCGCGCCGCCCACGCGCACACCUACUGACGCGCCGCGCGGACGUUCUCUCGUGUGUCGACGCGUGUGAUGUAUAGAUAGACGACUCUCGUCGCUCGGCGCCCGGCCGGCCCCCGUCCGCGGAGGGCGUUCGCGAGCUGCGACUAUCCAAAUUCUAGUAUUUACAAAGUUUUGGAAAAUUUAAUUUUUAAUUCGCUAAAAUUUUACUCUUUGAUUUAUAUUACGGUUAAGGUAAUCGAAGUAUAAAACAGUGCCAGGCAACUCGUUUGUGCUAGGAUUUUUACAUAAAAAAGUUAUUAGUCUGUAUUGUAAAAGUAACUUUCUAUAUUAAAUUUGCACUAAAAUUUACAUCAUAUACCGCCUGCCGAAGCGCGCGGAGCGAGGUCCGGCGCGCCAAGACCUCGCUCUACUCGCUUCACGUUCCAGUUAGACGUUGGAAGAUCUAGCGUUUCAUCGUCAGACAGAUUGAUACUAGUAUUGUAUGAUAUAUUUACAUAGCGAAAUAAUUUUUACUUAGUUAAUAUGUACUAAAUAAAUAAUUAAAUUUUUAUUGAAUUUGCUGUCCUUCCCCCAAGUGCUUUAUAUCUACGUUAUUUAAAUUUAAAUACAAUUAAAUAAAUAAUACGGAUCGUAUGUAAACUUUGAUGAUAUAUUUCUGCAUAUUAAUACCUAAAUUGUUAAAUCGUGUGUAGGCCGGUCGAUAGCUGUACCUAGUGUUUUGUUACAUUUGGUGAUGAAGGUUGUAAUUUAGCGAAAGAAACUGUAAACAGAUUUUUAAUAAAACCCGUUAUAUUCUAAUGUAUAGAUGCCACGUCCAUUCGUUUUUAACAAUUCGAUAGCAUUCUUCGUUCACUUUUGUAACUGAAUAAUAUUGAAAUAAAUAUAUUAUAACAGAUCGAUUGUAUCAUAUAUGAGAUGUUUAAUUGAGGAUACAACUAAAAUGUUUGUACGGAGUUGGAUAUGGUAAAAAUACGUAUUACAAAUAAUAUUUUAUAAAAAGGUCAAAACCAAAUGUGAUAAGAGUGACUCUACCAACAGUUGGCUAAGUAUUGUGCAAAAUGAUUCUAUCGCCUGGUAUAAGAUAAUUCAGUAAUGUUUCAUAUAACUUAGUUCCCAGCGGCAAUAAUAUAUUAUCUAACGCCGAACGUGAUGUUUAUCCAGGCGCAUAAUCUUAUGACUCUUGAAUUGGUUUACAACUAAACUUCCAUUUCAAAUACGUUCAAUGUUCAUAUUUAAAAUAGUUAUAGGAGCAAAUUUUAUCUCCCAAUGUUAAUAAACCAAUUCAAAGGCUUUUAAACAUAAGUUAACUCAUCGUCCUUUAAAGCGUUCAAUAAUCGUCACAUUUGCCUACACAUUCGAGUCCCCUUAGACGUUGCUAUUGUCUUUAAUUUACAAUUUUCCAAGUCCAUCGAGCGAGACGCUGAGAACAGAGUUCUUGGAAAAUGUUAUAGAAAAUAGUGAAUGUUUCAAGGAAUCGUUAAUCACCAUCGAACAUUGUUGCGAGGCAUGCUGUAGGUUACGUAUUACAAAAUUGUAAAUAAAUAAUUUUCUGUGAUAACAUGAUAUAAAAAUUAUUAUUAGAACUGUGUGAUUGCAUAGAAAAGUUAUUUAUUUCGCAGAGACGCUGUGUUAAGAAUGAAAUAUAUUCACUUUCAAGUGUUUAUUACUGCUUGUGUAAACUUUUUAAUGUUAAUUCAAUAUUUAUAUUGUGAUGUAUCGACUAAUUAAAAUCACGCAUGUCUUGUGACUAAAUACGAAUCACGUUUUUCUGAUGAUUUCGAUUAACGAUAUUUUAUAACUUUCCAACUUCUUUUAAGAUCUAAAAUGAUUUACCGUGCAAUUGUAAAUGUUUGAAUUUGUAGUAAUUAUUUUGUAGAGAGAGGACCACCUGAAGCUGCUCCUAUACUUUGUGAAAACCUUCAAUUAUUAGGCUCUACUUUUCAACUCUCUCAAUUUGUUUUGUCCAAUUAUUGAUAUUCUAUAUGUGUUGUUUCCCCUUCAUAGUAUACUUGUAUUGUUUAUAGUAGAAAAUUCAAAGGUGAUUUUGUUAAAUUAUGCUAUUGUUAUAUAAUAUGUGAAUCACUAUUCAAUUGUUUAUAUGCUUUAAAUUUGAAUAGAAAAGAUGCUCCAAUCGCUGAAUCGACUCUGAUAUUAGUAGUAAUAAUUAAAUUGUUAGUAAUUUUAUAUUUUAUUUCGUUUUGUGAUACAUAGUUGACGCAACAUUUUUAUCUCGUUAUUCCAUAUAUAAAGAUGUUAGAUUUCUUCUACGUAGGUUUAUCAUUUAUCACGAUUGUCUCACAAAGAAUAUUUAUAUUGUUACUGUAUAGACGUACGGAGUUUAAUUUGAACAUUUGCGUUUGGGGUGUUAGGAUACAAUAAGCCGAUGGACUUUCGAUGACUGAGUGGUUACUGGUUAGAGUUGCAGAGUGCGUCCCGCUUUAGUGUUCGUGAAUCCUUGUUUCUACGUCGCAGCAUACGUGUUUAAGACAUGUAAAUAUUGUAAUAUAUAACGCGGCCGAUGUAGAAGGUCGCAUGUGAAAAUGUCUAGUGAUAUGUACUAGUUAAUAUUAAUGUUAGCUAGGUAAACUCGUUCCCAACUGUCCUUGAGUUUAAGUUGGGUGUUUCACUGCCUUAAAAUAAUUAUGAUGAAUGUAAUAGUUACCUUAACUACUACAGAUAAGUGACAUUUCAAUACAAUAUUCUUAUACUUUUUUAUCAUUCUAUUUGAUUACGCAUCGAUUGUCUGUAUAAGUUUAUCAUUUUCAAUGUUUUCGCGUUUUCUUUGGUUAUUUUUGAUAUUAUUCCUUAAUUUAUCGAUUAAGUGACGUUCAUUUGUUAUAUCGUUUAACAAAUAACACGUUAAAUGGACUGUUUUAUCUCAUUUCGUUUCGGAGAUAACGCUAGUUGAGCUAGAUUAUAAAAAAAUGUAAAUUAUGUAUAAUAUGGCAAAUAAAUAAUCGUGUUCAGGCUAUUGUGCUACGCGUAUCUUUAAAAAAUACGAAUGUUUUUACUAAUUAAUUAUAAAUAAACCUUGUAUUUCGUUGUACACGCAUGUAUGCUUACAGGAAAUAAUGAAAUGAGACUAGAUGAUGAAAUACUUGAAUAUUUAUUUGAAAGGAAAGCAAAGUGAGUUCCGCCCUGUCGGCUCGAUCUCGCCUGUCUUGUUUAUAUGAUUGUCGUUUCAAUUGUAUUUUGUAUUACAUUUAUAAAAUUAUAUAUUUAGCAUAGAAAGUUCAUCGGCGUCGAGAGCACCAUAGUAUGUUUUUGGUACGUUUCAAAUAACUUUGCAGGAUAGUGCAUCCUAAUGAUAUUGUAUUAAUAAAGAACCAAAUUUAAAUUAGUAUUUAAGUAAUUUAUUAUCCUAAAACUAAAAAAAAACUAUACGCAUGUUUUCACUAUACUGGUAAAAAUGGUUAUGUACAAUACAAAGGAGCUAAUGUUUUAUAUAUGAAUUCUUGCUCGCCUGUAAAAUUUUGCAGAAUGGAUCAUAUUAUAAGAAUUGUACAAUAUGAAUAAAUGCAAGAAGACAUUUCCUCGAUA